AUGCUCAAGUUCUCCAUCAGCCGCACCGUCGCCACCCUUCCGCUCACGCUCUAUGCGCUCGGCCUCGCCUUCGGCCCGCUCUUCACGGCGCCACUCUCCGAAAUGCUCGGACGGCGGCCCAUCUACAUCACCUCUGUCGCGCUCCUCCUCGCCUUCACGGGCGGUGCUAGCGCUGCGCAAAAUCUGGCCACAUUGCUCGCAUGCCGCUUUCUGGCAGGCUUCUUCGGGUCUGCCGGUGUUGCUAUUGGCGCUGGCACACUGGCCGAUGUGUGGGAUGGGGACCCCGCCCAGGGCCCCGCGAGUAUCUUGUUCAUCCUGGGACCGUUCUUGGGGCCGACGCUGGCACCCAUAGCCAGCGCCUAUACGCUGCAUGACCGAGACAACGAUUGGCGCUGGACGCAGUGGCUGGUACUGUUGAUUGGUGCACCAGCCAUGGUGGGCGUGGUCCUGAUGAGCGAGACGUCGGUCGUGAAGCCAUCGUCCGAGAAGGCACAACAGCGUAUCAGCCUCGGCAGUUCCGUGCGCAUCCUCCGCACCGCCAUUGCGCGUCCGACGCGCAUGCUGUUCACCGAGAUCAUUGUCGCGUCGCUGACGCUGUACACGGCCUUCGCCUAUGCCAUGAUCUUCAGCUACUUCUCCAGCGCGUCUUACGUCCUGCCGCGCUAUUACGGCUUCAACAUCCGUGAGGUCGGCCUGAGCUUUAUCGCCGUCAUCAUCGGCUACCUCCUCGCUACCGUCCUGUUCGCCGUGUCUGACAAGACGCUAUAUGCGCGCGCGGCUGCGGAGGCUAGGGCCCAGGGAACACAGCCCAGUCCGAAACAUCGGCUAUACUCGGCCAUGGUAGGCAGUCUUUUGUUGCCUGUGGGUUUGUUCUGGUAUGCGUGGGAAGCUCAUGCCGGCGGCCACUGGGCUGCAUUGGUGGCGAGCGGCAUCCCUUUCGGCUUCGGCGCCUUUUCCCUCUUCGUCUCGGCGAUCGCUUACUUGGUCGAAGUAUACAAAGCAGGUGCUGCAGCAUCAGGUGAGUAUCCGUCCCCUCGCCAAUCAUGA
Molecule: messenger RNA, 1047 nt
Organism: Lasiodiplodia theobromae
Lineage: Eukaryota; Fungi; Ascomycota; Dothideomycetes; Botryosphaeriales; Botryosphaeriaceae
Product: MFS polyamine transporter
Exons: 3
Coding region: 1-1047 (348 amino acids)
Biological process (GO): transmembrane transport; spermine transport; spermidine transport
Cellular component (GO): membrane
Molecular function (GO): spermine transmembrane transporter activity; spermidine transmembrane transporter activity
Source: RefSeq, a predicted model, not a curated record